This is a messenger RNA of Candidozyma haemuli, 1584 nucleotides long. RefSeq names its product Zn(II)2Cys6 transcription factor. Gene Ontology annotation, molecular function: transcription cis-regulatory region binding; DNA-binding transcription factor activity, RNA polymerase II-specific; zinc ion binding. Gene Ontology annotation, biological process: positive regulation of transcription by RNA polymerase II. The transcript is spliced from 2 exons. The record is from RefSeq and is a predicted model, not a curated record. Lineage: Eukaryota; Fungi; Ascomycota; Pichiomycetes; Serinales; Metschnikowiaceae. The coding region runs from base 1 to 1584 and encodes 527 amino acids. Gene Ontology annotation, cellular component: nucleus.
AUGAAGAGUGUCAAGAAACGCACUCGUUCGGGGUGUCGACGGCGCAAGGUCAAGUGUGACGAGGUUAAGCCUGCUUGUUCGGGAUGUCGAAAGUCUAAUAUCAAGUGUCUUUGGCCAAAUAACGAAAAACAGUCGCUUUCCCAUGGCGAACAGUUCCACAUCGAACGGCUACCGCAGACUAAGCGGUUCCAGUUUGUCAUGUACCGUGGAGACCAGGAUAAGGAAGUGCCUGAGCAGCCUGAGCAGCCUGAAGAACCUGAACAAGUGGUGGACCCGGCUGUGGUCGAUUCACUAGAAGAAUUGGUGCCUUUUGAGUCGGUGGUUUCGCCCCUGCUAGAUGUACCUCUAGAUAGAGAGUACCUGAAUGCUGUGUACUCAAUGGCGCCUUCAAACGCUUUGGUGGCUUGGGGAACAAGCUUAAGCACUGACAACGAGAGCCCGCUUCUAUUCCAGGCGUUUCUAGAGGGUUUCCUUAACUCUGUGUCUCCACAGCCGUGCCACCCUCGUCUUCUGCCCCAGGCGAACUUUGUUCCUUUGGCUAUGCUGAAUCCUACCAUGAUGGAUAUAUUUAACGCUUGCGGUGCAUCUUUCUUGAGCAGAACUGACCCCAGUAUGAGGGUUGAAGCAAAGAGACGGUAUUCGUUAUGCUUGACUAACUUUGCUAAUUCCCUAAGUAAGGCUCAGGAAGGUGCUGAGGAAUGGAUGGCUGCAGCAGUAAUACUUCUUUGUCUUCGAGAUAAGUUCAGUGGAACUCUGCCUAUAGUGCCUGCUUCACAUCUAGCCAAGGCGCUAGAAAUGAUAAGACAACUUCGAAAGAAGGGCAAACUGAGUGUGAUCUCACUUAAGUUUCUUGUGGAAAGCUUCCUCUUCAACUACACCGUUAUGCUUCUAACAGGCACCCAGGAGGUUGUCCAAAGACUACCUUCUCCGUUUGAGGUCUAUGACGAAUGGAGAACUAUCCUUGACUGUACCCCGUUCCAUACGGCCCUACCGUUUAUGAAAUACCCUGUGUUUGGCGCUGCUAGACAAGUGUACGAGAUUGCAGCCAAAGUAUCCUGGCUAUAUUCUCGUCUUCCCUUGUCGGCUUUGGAUAAAGCAGUGGCUUGUGACCUCCUACGCCAAACUUAUACCACAGAGCUUCCUGAGAUACUGUCUUCAGCCAAAACAGAGCUUCUACCUCUGGAACUCGUCCACCUCCAGGAGAGUAUCUACCUUGCAGACAUUAUACGGAGCUGCUGUAUUCUCCUUUUGCAUAAGCUUCUAUUCCCUAGACUCGAGAAGAACGACCCUCUGGUCCAGGAAAUAGUAGGCAACAUCAUAAACCGGCUCUACGCAUUGACUGCUGAAUCUCCAAUCUGGAUCAUCUGUGCGUGGCCGUUGUUGGUUUGUGGAAUGGCUACUUCGGCUGUUUCCCACCAGCAUUUCAUCUAUUCACAGUGCCAAAGAUGUGCCUCUAGGUUCCAAAUGGAGUUCCUAGAUCAAAUCGGUAAGUUUUUGGUAUCUGUCUGGGGCACAGAAAACGAGCCUGGCAUGGGCUGGGACUGUCUUUUCAAUAGGGAUAUCAUUCUGAGAGUGUACCUAUAG